This is a messenger RNA of Apis laboriosa (Himalayan honeybee), 737 nucleotides long. It is a transcript of the gene snRNP-U1-C, whose product is annotated as U1 small nuclear ribonucleoprotein C. The transcript has a single exon. Gene Ontology annotation, molecular function: pre-mRNA 5'-splice site binding; zinc ion binding. Gene Ontology annotation, biological process: mRNA 5'-splice site recognition; mRNA splicing, via spliceosome; spliceosomal snRNP assembly. The coding region runs from base 127 to 639 and encodes 170 amino acids. NCBI's taxonomy places the organism in Eukaryota, Metazoa, Arthropoda, Insecta, Hymenoptera, Apidae. The record is from RefSeq and is a predicted model, not a curated record. Gene Ontology annotation, cellular component: U1 snRNP; nucleus.
CAUGUAUAUAACCUAUAAUUAAUCAUUAAGAUUGAAAAAUUGAUACAAUAAUAAAAAAUUGUGUAACAUAUUGUAAAAAAACAUAGUUUUUACGUUAUUUAGUUAAUUCAUUAAUUCAAAUGAACAAUGCCAAAAUAUUAUUGUGAUUAUUGUGAUACAUAUUUAACACAUGAUUCGCCGAGUGUACGAAAAACUCACUGUCAAGGUCGUAAACAUAAGGACAAUGUUAAAUAUUUUUAUCAAAAAUGGAUGGAAGAACAAGCACAACAUUUAAUUGAUGCAACAACGGCAGCAUUCAAAGCUGGAAAAAUCGCCUCUAAUCCUUUUGCAGCAAACAAAGGAGCAGCAAUUCCACCACCUCCGAAUCUUGGCCCACGACCUGGGGUACCACCUCAGGGUCCACCAGGUAUGAUGCCACCUCCAGGCAUGCAUCCUGGUGGUCCAAUGGGUCCUGGAGGUCCAAUGAUGAUGGGACCACAUGGACCAAUGCCACCUAUGAUGGGUAUGAGACCACCUAUGAUGGGACCUAUGGGACCAAUGGGACCAAUGAUGGGUCCUAUGGGACCUAUGGGUCCAAUGAGGCCUCCAAUGAAUGGACCACCACCACCUAUGGGAGGACCUCCACCAAUGAAGAAAUAAUGAAGAAGAUAUAUAAUUUUAACUAUUAUUUUAAUUAUAUUGAUAUAAAUAAUUCAUCAAUUCAUUAUAUAUAUUAAAUAGCAUGAUAUUAACAUGUA